This is a messenger RNA of Aptenodytes forsteri (emperor penguin), 1376 nucleotides long. Its product is annotated as cat eye syndrome critical region protein 5. The record is from RefSeq and is a predicted model, not a curated record. Gene Ontology annotation, cellular component: mitochondrion. Gene Ontology annotation, biological process: glycerophospholipid biosynthetic process. Lineage: Eukaryota; Metazoa; Chordata; Aves; Sphenisciformes; Spheniscidae.
AUGUACUCUUUCUCUUCAAUUCCUUCUUACAGCUCAACACUGCCGUCUUUUGGUUUUCUUUUUGACAUUGAUGGUGUACUGGUACGAGGAAAGACUCCAAUUCCUGCUGCAAAAACAGCCUUUCAAAAGCUAGUUAAUUCUCAGGGACAAUUCUUGGUGCCUGUAGUAUUUGUCACCAAUGCAGGGAAUUGCCUUCGCCAGAAAAAAGCUGAUCAGUUGUCUCAUCUACUGGGAGUUCCAAUUUCACAAGAUCAAGUGAUGAUGUCACACAGUCCUCUGCGGAUGUUCAAACGUUACCAUGAAAAAUGUGUUCUUGUAUCUGGACAAGGACCGCUUCUUGAUAUUGCUCAAGACCUUGGUUUCUGUCAACCUAUUACCAUUGAAACAUUGCGGGAGAAACACCCUUUGCUAGAUGUAGUUGACCAUGACAGAAGACCUAAUGUUCUGUACCCCUCUGCUGUGGAGCUUCCCAAGAUUGAGGCUGUUGUUUUGUUUGGGGAACCAGUCAGAUGGGAAACCAACCUUCAGUUGAUAAUAGAUGUUUUGCUGACAAGUGGCUAUCCUGGAAAUCCGCAUCACCAUGAAAAUUACCCUCACAUUCCUGUACUUGCUUGUAAUAUGGAUCUGAUGUGGGUAGCCGAAGCGCAGUCUCCAAGGUUUGGGCAUGGAACAUUCAUGGUUUGUUUGGAAAACAUUUACAAGAAGAUCACUGGCAAAGAUCUGAAAUACGAGGCCUUAAUGGGCAAACCUAGUAAACUGACCUACCAGUAUGCGGAAUACCUCAUCAGGGCUCAGGCAGCAGAAAGACAAUGGAAGCAACCUAUUCAAACUCUUUAUGCUGUCGGAGAUAAUCUCAUGACUGAUGUCUAUGGUGCUAACCUUUACAAUCGCUAUCUUGAAGAGAACUCCAGAAAAGGUUCAAAAUCACGGAUUCAGGCCAAAGUUGCUGGUGGCAGAGGAUCUGCCACUCUCUCUCAGGAUGAUGAAAUAGACAACAGUUGGGAGACUGAAUUAGCAGCUGCAGCUGCUGCCCGCUGUAGGUCUGUUCUUGUUUGUACUGGGGUUUACAACCCUCACACAGAGGUACCCUUGGAUACCAGGGAGAGCAUAACUGAAACAGUGUUCCACGGCCACAGAGAUUUUAGAUUUGAUCCUGGUUUAGUCGAACCAGAUCAUAUUGUACCAGAUGUGGAUGCUGCUGUAGACCUGGUCUUCCAGCUGGAGAACUUUGCACCUAAUUGAGAUGACAUGAUUGCUUAAGGACUACUCAGUGCUGUGCUUUUCUUCCCAAAAAACAAACUGUGCUUUAAAAUCAUGCCACAAACUGCUGCUUUCUAAAAUUCUUAACUUUUGAAUUAAUAUAUUUAAUAUAAGAU